AUGGAAUAUUCAGAAGAAGCCCUUAAAGUAUCUAUCAAAGCAGUAGAAUAUGAUCGUAAAGGACAAUUACAAGCUGCUAUUUAUUAUUACAAAGAAGCAGCUACACUAUUAGAAUUAGCUUGGAAAAUAAGAAAAGAUGAUCAUUUAGCUGAUCAGUGGUGUAAAAAAUCACAUGAGUAUAUAAAUAGAGCAGAAACUCUUGAAUAUCAAAUUCAACAAGAUGCUGCCAAAGAAAUAGAAAGUAUUAAUCAAGAUAAAAUCUUACUAAAACAAUGUAAAUAUUUAUUAAAACAGGCUCUAGAUAUUGAUGAGACAGGGAAAAGAGAUAUGGCUAUUAAAGCUUAUAUGCAAGCUAUUGAAUUUACAUUAAAAGUGAAAAAAGAAAUAUCUGAUGAAAUUAUUGUAAACAAAUUAGCUGUAUUAAUUAUUAAGUCUUUAGAUAGAGCAGAAAAAUUAAAAGAAUCUAAAUUGAAAUGUGAUACUAAUUCAGUGUGCACAAAUAAAAUGAUUAUAAAAAAUGUAACAUAUCAAUUAAAAAUACCAAGUGAUAGUUUGUACACAGAAUCUGAAAAACGAGUUUUAUUAAUCACGUCCAAAAUAAAUAAUAAGGAAUAUGUGCCAUUCAUGGAUGUUGAUCUUUUAGAAAGAUUUCAAUUAUCUAUUCGAUUUACUGACAAUGAUGGUUUAUUACCAUUAUCAUAUGAGCAAAAGAAACAUUUUGAUCAAUGGUUACGUCCUGAUCAACUGUGUUCAGAUCCAAAAAUGAUUGUUGGAGAUUACAUUGAUUUUUAUAGCAUUAAGCAAACGGUGGUUACUGAUUGUUCUUUUGUUGCAUCUUUAGCUGUUUGUGCAGUGUAUGAGAAACAUUUUAAAAAAAGACUAAUUACAUCCAUAAUAUAUCCUCAAAAAAAAAAUGGUCAGCCAGUUUAUAAUCCUUUUGGUAAAUAUAUGAUCAAAUUGCAUUUAAAUGGUAUUCAAAGGAAAGUUAUAAUUGAUGAUCGAUUACCAGCUGGAAAAUAUAAUUCAUUACUUUGUUCACAUUCUUCUAAUAAAAAUGAAUUUUGGGUAUCUCUUAUAGAAAAAGCAUACCUUAAAGUAAUGGGUGGUUAUGAUUUUCCAGGAUCUAGUAGUAACAUAGAUUUACAUGCAUUGACAGGGUGGAUUCCAGAAAGAUGUGCAAUUCGAGUAAGAGAUGCAGAAUUCAAUGCUGAUGGUCUUUUUGAAUUGAUGUGUUCGAGAUUAAAUAAAGGUGAUGUUUUAAUAACUGUAGCAACCUGUCCAAUGGAAGUCUCAGAAGAAAAACGUACGGGUCUUGUUUCUUCACAUGCUUAUGCUGUUUUAGAUGUAAAAAAAAUUGAUAAUUUGAAAUUAUUUAAAUUAAAAAAUCCCUGGGCUCACGUUCGCUGGAAAGGUCACUAUUCUGAUUUAGAUGAAAACAGUUGGACUGAUCAACUUAAAGAAGCAUUAAAUUAUGACUCUAUGAGUGCAUCAUCAUUUGAUAAUGGAAUUUUCUGGAUUGAUUAUACUUCCAUAUUACAUUAUUUUGAUGUUUUUUGUAUGAAUUGGAAUCCAGAAUUAUUUCCAUUCACUUCAUGCAUACAUAAAACUUGGAAUGCUGGAACUGGUCCCUUAUCAGACUUGUAUAAUAUGAGUGAAAAUCCCCAAUAUUGCUUGGAUGUUAAAAAUAUUCAUAAUGGAGCAGUGUGGAUUUUAUUAACUCGUCAUAUAACUGAUAUACAAGAUUUCAAAGAAAAUCGUGAAUAUAUUACUAUGUUAGUAUACAAAAAUGAGGGAAAGCGUGUUCACUAUCCAAAUGAUCCUGAACCUUAUUUAUCAGGAACAAGAAUUAAUAGCCCUCAUUAUCUUAGUAAAAUUCUUCUUAAUAAAAAUACUUCUAAAUUUACAUUAGUUGUCUCUCAAUAUGAAAAAAUGAAUUCAAUACAUUAUUCAUUACGAGCUUAUGCCACUUGUCCAUUUACCAUGGAAGAACUUCCAGAUUUAUACAACAUAGCUUUUAAAAAGACCAUAAAUGGUGAGUGGAAUAAUACAACAUCUGGUGGAUGUCGAAACCAUAAUUCAUUUAAUAAGAAUCCUAAGUUUAAACUUGUAGUUGAUGGACAAUCAUCUAAUAAUGAAUUAUUAAAAAUAGAACUAAAAGCACCUAAACAGUAUCAAGUUGGAUUUGAAAUAUGUUGUGUAGAAUUAGCAGAUAACACUUUAACAGCAAAGUUUAAAAGCAAAUCAUCAGGAAACUAUAGGUCUGGUUAUGUAGUAAUGGAGCUAGAAGAAAUCCAAUCUGGAAGUUAUCAAAUAAUACCAUCCACUUUUCUACCUGGCCAAGAAGGGCCUUUUAUAAUUACUAUAAAUGCAUCUUGUUUAAUAACUUUAUAAUUAACUAUAUCAAAUAUAAUUAACAAUAUUAUAUAAUUAUUUUUUUAUUAGAUAUUUUAAAUUAUGUUUAGUUUAGAGUAAUGUUCAAAAUAAAGUACACAAUAUAUAAUUAAAUGUAUUACAAUAUAUUAUUUUUAUUUGCCAUUUUAAACAAUUUUUUUUUUAUAUGUAAAGCCAAU
Daktulosphaira vitifoliae (grape phylloxera) is the source of this 2570-nucleotide messenger RNA. Its product is annotated as calpain-7-like. The coding region runs from base 1 to 2391 and encodes 796 amino acids. The record is from RefSeq and is a predicted model, not a curated record. Gene Ontology annotation, biological process: proteolysis. Gene Ontology annotation, molecular function: calcium-dependent cysteine-type endopeptidase activity. NCBI's taxonomy places the organism in Eukaryota, Metazoa, Arthropoda, Insecta, Hemiptera, Phylloxeridae. The transcript is spliced from 13 exons.